AAAACGUUUCUUCAUCCCCGAUAUAAUAUACAGACGCAGAGAGAGCGACAAAGACAGAGACGCAAGGGUAGAAUGGGAAAUCAGAAGCAAAAAUGGACACCGGAGGAGGAGGAAGCGUUGCUUGCCGGAGUUGCCAAGCACGGUCCCGGAAAGUGGAAGAACAUUCUCCGGGAUCCCGAUUUCGCCGCUCAGCUCACCCAUCGUUCCAACAUCGACCUCAAGGAUAAGUGGCGUAACUUGAGUGUUGCCCCUGGUACCCAAGGUUCAAAGGAUAAGAUACGGACACCUAAACUCAAAGCUGCAGCUGCUGCUGUUAUGGCUGCAGCUGCUGCUGCCGCUACUGGUACUGCAACCCCCACUACUCAUUCUUCCCCGGCUGCUUCCCUUCCACAUAGUGCGUCUUCUGAUUUGAGCAUGGAUGAUAACUCUUUAAACGUUUCUGUGGAUGCGAAGAAUACUCCAAGGUACGAUGGGAUGAUAUUUGAAGCUCUUUCUUCCGUAUCAGAUGCAAAUGGGUCUGAUAUCAGUGCUAUUGUCAGUUUCAUUGCGCAGAAAAAGCAUGAGGUGCCGCUAAAUUUUAGAAGGAUCCUUGGCUCGAGAUUGAGGAGGCUCGCUGCUCAGGGGAAACUUGAAAAGGCGCAGAGCUUCUAUAAGAUAAGCGAUCCAUCUGGAACAAGAUCACCAGCCCAAAGACAGAAAGAGACCAAUCUGAAACAUCGGCAAUCCAACAGUCAGAGCCCGGCUGUUUCUCAGGAGAUGGUGGAGGAAGCUGCAAUAACCGCGGCCUAUAAGGUGGUGGAGGCGGAGAACAAAGUGGACGUGGCCAAGGGAGCAGUGGAAGAGUUGGAGAGGAUGACCAGAAUGGCAGAAGACACUGAAGUCUUUCUAGAGAUUGCGAAAGAGAUACACGAACGAUGUUCUCGUGGAGAGGUUGUGCUCUUGGCUUGAGUGGUGCCUGGUGUUUAUCCGAAGCAAAGGAAACGGUCUCUCCGAUUCAUCUGUCAGUGUUGUAGGCAUAUCAUAUUUAGUAUAAAUAAUGUAAUAUAAUAUCUGAGAUUAGCUAGCGUUUUUUUGUUGUCCUUUCGUUCUGACAAAUUUCGAACAUUCUUCAUAGGUCCUAACCUCUAAACCAUCAAAUUUGUGUGCAAAAAUAUAUCUCCAGGAGUCUAGAAUUUGAUGACAA
Molecule: messenger RNA, 1183 nt
Organism: Tarenaya hassleriana
Lineage: Eukaryota; Viridiplantae; Streptophyta; Magnoliopsida; Brassicales; Cleomaceae
Product: telomere repeat-binding factor 4-like
Exons: 7
Coding region: 73-948 (291 amino acids)
Biological process (GO): nucleosome assembly
Cellular component (GO): nucleosome
Molecular function (GO): double-stranded telomeric DNA binding
Source: RefSeq, a predicted model, not a curated record